AUGGGUCAGGUACAUGCGCUCCCUACGAACGUGAGUCAGGUGCACGCACUCCCCACUAACAUGGGGCAGAUGCACGCACUUCCCACGAACAUAGGGCAAAUGCACGCACUCCCCGCGAACAUGGGGCAGAUGCAUGCACUCCCUACGAACAUGGGGCAGAUGCAAGCAGUCCCUACGAACAUGGGGCAGAUGCACGCACUGCCCUCCAACCUGGGGCAGGUGCACGCUCUUCCUACCAGCCUGGGGCAGAUGCAGGCGGCGCACCAGGCCAGCAUUGCGGCGCAGCAGCAAGCCUCCCUGCGCGCCGCGCCGCUGUGCCAGCACCACGCGCGACACAAGCACUACCGCGCGACCUAG
Messenger RNA from Arctia plantaginis, 357 nucleotides. NCBI's taxonomy places the organism in Eukaryota, Metazoa, Arthropoda, Insecta, Lepidoptera, Erebidae. The record is from the annotation of a GenBank genome assembly.